AUGUCGAACUUGACUCCGUUAUUCCAGAAAUACGUCGCUGUGAUUGAAGAAACUAGAAAAGAACAAAAUCCAGAUGAUAUAGAUGAUAAUGUAAAAGACGAAAAACAGAACUUGGUGAACACUGAUGAAAUACGCGAACUGGUUAACGAUUCUUUCAUUAAAGAAUGUGCAAAACUACUAAAAUCGCUUAUUGAGUUGAACAAAGUCAUAAAGCAGAUUGAAAAAAACUAUUUGGAUGAUUUGAAUAUGAGUGAUGGGGAAAAGGACGAAUUUGACAUGGAGUGUAGGUUGCAAAUUCAACAGUAUUUCAAAAAAUUCGAAUUCCUAGAAAAUUAUGAAAUGGAAAGGCAUAGUUUAAUGCUAAAGAAGCUUCAAUCAAAACCUCAUAAGUGGUCGAAUUUACUUUCCAAUAAGAAUACACCUUUUAGAAAUGUAAUACAUCCGCAUGAUGUUGAAAAAGGGGUCCACGAAUUUAGAUUAGGUGUUCUUCGAUGCUUGAACUUAUGGAUUAAAUACGUAUCUUCCAAAUUCACCUCAAUUCAACAAGAGAGGUUGAUAUUGGAGAACAAAAUGAAUUUUAAUUCCACACCUGUGCCCACUUCAUCUAAGAAUGUAGAGGAUUUCCCUGCAGAUGCAGUAGAUAUCUCAGUGUCACAAACUGCUCCAGUCGAAACAGUACAAGAUGAAGUAAAGCAUUAUGAAGAAACGAUCUCCAAGCUAUCUCAGCAGCAAUUACAAGUAUUAGAAACAGAACAUUCGGAACUAUUGAAYCAAAAAAACGAGCAAUUGAAAAAAAUAGAUACCAUAAACAAAACAAUCCUGGAUGUUGUUAAUAUACAGAAUGAACUGUCCAAUCAUUUAACGGUACAAUCACAGAAUAUUAAUCUAAUGCUAAAUAAUCAAGAUGAUAUUGAAAUAAACAUUAAAAAGGGGAAUAAUGAACUACGUAAAGCGAAGAGAGCCGCCGGGAGAACUGCUAAAAUGACCACUUAUGGUGCCAUUAUCAUGGGUAUCUUUAUUCUUCUCCUCGAUUACGUGGGUUAA
This is a messenger RNA of Saccharomyces eubayanus, 1044 nucleotides long. RefSeq names its product Ufe1p (gene UFE1). Bases 1 to 1044 code for a protein of 347 amino acids. Lineage: Eukaryota; Fungi; Ascomycota; Saccharomycetes; Saccharomycetales; Saccharomycetaceae. Gene Ontology annotation, biological process: retrograde vesicle-mediated transport, Golgi to endoplasmic reticulum. The record is from RefSeq and is a predicted model, not a curated record. Gene Ontology annotation, cellular component: SNARE complex; endoplasmic reticulum. The transcript has a single exon.